Notolabrus celidotus (New Zealand spotty) is the source of this 3890-nucleotide messenger RNA. It is a transcript of the gene gucy2f, whose product is annotated as guanylate cyclase 2F, retinal. Gene Ontology annotation, molecular function: peptide receptor activity; ATP binding; guanylate cyclase activity. NCBI's taxonomy places the organism in Eukaryota, Metazoa, Chordata, Actinopteri, Labriformes, Labridae. Gene Ontology annotation, biological process: cGMP biosynthetic process; intracellular signal transduction; receptor guanylyl cyclase signaling pathway. The record is from RefSeq and is a predicted model, not a curated record.
AUGCAAGAUAUUCCUCUAAAUUUUAGAGGGGGCCUAUGGGAGUCCAACCAUCCGUGUGUGCCCAUUAUUAAAAGCAGACCAACUUUAACGACACUUCCUUUUUAUAACUUUCUGUUAUGGAUCCUCCUCGGAGUAUUGACGUUCCCUUGUUGCGUCCGCUGUUUGAUAUUCAAAGUGGGGGUGCUUGGACCUUGGAACUGCGAUCCUGUUUACUACAGAGCUCUGCCAGCUGCGGCCGCCAAGCUCGCUGUUAACAGGAUAAACGGAGACCUAAAUCUGGAUCUGGGCCUGAAAAUGGACUACAUCAUCCUUCAUGAACCUUGCGAGACCUCACAAGCCCUCAAUGCGUUCAUCUAUUAUGAGAAGAUGGCGGAUGCGUAUGUGGGUCCCACUAACCCAGGAUACUGUGUUGCAGCUUCUCUACUGGCCAAGAACUGGGAGAAGGCCAUCUUCUCAUAUGGCUGCGUUAAUUACGAGCUGGACCGUGUCAUAGGAUACCCGACCUUUGCAAGGACAGUGCCGUUUCCCUCUGAGGUGUUGUUCAUUGUGUUGAAACACUUCAGGUGGGCCAAUGUUGUGGUGGUCUCAUCUAAUGAGGACAUUUGGAUAGAUACAGCUGGGAGAGUCGCUUCAGCCCUGAGGAAUAAAGGGCUCCCGGUAGGAAUGGUUACACCUAUCGGAAUAAACGAGACAGAGGUCGAGAGCACUCUGAGGAGGAUCCAGGCUGCAGGAGAGAUCAGGGUCAUUAUCAUGUGCAUGCACUCCAUCCUGGUCGGAGGAGAGCAGCAGGCUUCUUUUCUUCUCAAAGCGCAGGAAAUGGGCCUGACUUCAGGGAAGUAUGUGUUUGUGCCCUACGACACCCUCCAGUACAGUGUACCAUACAACAACAUCUCCUACUUCCCUCUGCAAAACAACAGCAGGCUGAGGGAGGCCUAUGAUGCUGUGCUCACCAUCACUGUAGCCUCUGAGCCCUUUUCCUUCAACCAGGCCUUCACCGCUGCCAAGAGGAGUGAGGAGCUGAAUGUAGCUGUGCAGGCAGAAGAGGUACAUCCACUAUUUGGGACCAUCUAUAACAGCAUUUACAUGCUGGCUAAGUCCAUCCACAAUGCCAGAAGAGCAAGUGUGUGGCUGUCAGGCUCAAAUCUGGCCUACUUCACAAAGAACAUAAGCUUCACUGGCUUUAAUCAGAAGAUCCAGGUGGAUAAUGCUGGGGAACUGAAGACCAAUUUUGUCAUCUUGGACGCUGACAUCACAGGGGGGCAGCUGUACCAGACCUACAUGGUGGAUCUAUCAUAUGGAGUGCUUCGCUUUGCUGGGAGGUCUAUUCAUUUUCCAGGAGGAUCUCCUCCUCCGUCUGAUUCCAGCUGCUGGUUUGACAAGACUGCUGUCUGCACAGGAGGUGUGGAGGUCACGUACAUCAUAGUGGUAUUUGCAGUCAUCUUUGUGCUGGCUCUAGGAGGGCUCGCUAUAAGCUUUUAUAUCAGAAGGCGACUGCAACAAAUCCAGCUGGUGAAAGGUCCCAACCGGAUCCUCCUGAGUUUAGAGGAUCUCACUUUUAUCAAUCCUCAGCUUAGCAAAAAGAAAAUCACCUUAGAGGAUCUCAGUGAGUCCAAGAGUGCACUGGAGGAAAAAUCUGUAGACAACUCACACUCUGUCAACAGCAUGCAAAUGGCAACCCAUGAGACCACAAAUGUAGCUGUGUUUGAGGGUGACUGGGUGUGGCUGAAGAAGUUCAAAGAAGGAGAUUUCAAAGAAGUGAAGCAAAGCACAACAAAGAUUUUCACAAAGAUGAAAGACCUGAGAAAUGAGAACGUGAAUCCAUUUCUGGGCUUCUUCGUAGACUGUGCCAUGUUUGCAGUGGUGACGGAGCACUGCUCCCGGGGCAGUCUGACAGACCUACUAAAAAACGAGGAUGUUAAAUUAGACUGGAUGUUCAAGUCCUCACUUUUACUUGACCUCAUCAAGGGUAUGAAAUACCUUCAUCACAGAGAUUUCCCCCAUGGCAGACUAAAAUCUGGUAACUGUGUGGUAGAUGGGCGAUUUGUCCUCAAGAUUACUGACUACGGCUUCAAUGAGCUGCUGGAGUCUCAGAAAGCUUCAAUAGAAGAACAUUCACCUCAAGAUCUGUUUUGGACCGCUCCCGAGUUCUUAAGAGAUCACGUUAACGCCCGCAAAGGCACAUACAAGGGAGAUGUGUACAGCUUUUCCAUCAUCCUACAAGAGGUGGUGGAGGGCCCACCAUACUGCAUGCUGGGUCUUCCACCUGAGGAAAUUAUCCGCAAGGUGAAGAAGCCUCCUCCAAUGUGCCGCCCCACUGUGGCCCCAGACCAGGCUCCUCUGGAGUGUAUCCAGCUGAUGAAGCAGUGCUGGAGUGAACUACCAGAACGUAGACCAACGUUUGAUGAGAUAUUUGACAGGUUCAAGAUAAUCAACAAGGGUAAAAAGACAAACAUUAUUGACUCUAUGCUGAGGAUGCUGGAGCAGUACAGCUCCAACCUGGAGGACCUGAUCAGAGAGAGAACAGAAGAGCUGGAGGUGGAGAAACAGAGAACAGAGAAGCUUCUGUCAGAGAUGCUCCCACCUUCUGUAGCAGAGGCCCUAAAGACUGGUGCCACAGUGGAGCCAGAAUACUUUGACCAGGUCACGAUCUACUUCAGUGACAUUGUAGGUUUCACCACCAUCUCCUCGCUCAGCGAUCCCAUCGAGGUGGUCGACCUUCUCAACGAUCUCUACACUCUGUUCGAUGCCGUGCUCAGUAACCAUGACGUAUACAAGGUGGAGACUAUUGGUGAUGCAUACAUGGUGGCAUCAGGUCUGCCAAAGAGGAACGGCAACAAGCAUGCUGCUGAGAUCGCCAACAUGUCUCUGAAUAUCCUCAGCUCAGUGGGAACUUUCCGUAUGCGGCACAUGCCAGACGUACCUGUCAGGAUACGGAUAGGAAUCCACUCAGGACCUUGUGUUGCUGGUGUGGUGGGUCUGACGAUGCCGCGGUACUGCCUUUUUGGAGACACUGUCAACACUGCCUCACGCAUGGAAUCCACUGGGCUGCCUUAUAGAAUCCAUGUGAAUAUGACCACUGUGAAAAUCCUCCAUUCUCUUAAUGAGGGCUACAAAAUAGACAUUAGAGGCAAGACAGAACUGAAGGGCAAAGGUGUUGAAGAGACAUACUGGCUUGUGGGAAAAACAAACUUCACAAAACCUUUGCCAAAACCGCCAGAGAUCAAACCAGGGACAAACUGGCAGGAGAUGGUGACACAGGAGAUCAGGACCAUUUUUCGCAGGGCCAACAGGCAGGUGGACAAAAACAUUUGAAUGAGAAGAAAGAAUGACAUGCAAGAAGCAGAGCCAGAGGAGCACAAGAGAGGAGGACUUAUCCAGAGGAAGAAAGAGACAGAGAGCUGGGAGGGGCAGGCAGACAAUGCAGAGCACCCCCCAGCCUCUUGCUGUGCUUAAUGCAGACUUGUUUAAGAGGAUUGUCCAUCGACCAGCUAAUCUGCCUGCAGCCAGCACAGCAGAACAUGACAGUGUUAAUGUAAUGAAGGUUGGCACAUUACCUGCCUAUGUACCUGCUGCCAGUAGCACAGGGAAGCUGCACGGCUCCUGAAUGAGGGCUGCACUCACUACUCUCUGCACUAACCGGCCACUGAGUGGUCACCUAUUUCAGGGCAACAGGAGGACGGCCCAUCAGAAGACCGAACACCCAAAAUGCCUAUUUCAAAACGGAACCUGUGGCUGAGGCUGUUACUUCGCUUUGGCUGAAUUUUAUCUGUUAUGUGCACUAAAGUAAAUGCAAAGGCUGCUGUUGUAGAUUAAUAUCAAGAAAAAAAUUUGCACUUCCUGCACAAAGAUAACGGGAAGUAAAUCAAGUUCAUUAAAGCCCUCCAAAAAUC